Oncorhynchus tshawytscha (Chinook salmon) is the source of this 438-nucleotide messenger RNA. Its product is annotated as NADPH oxidase organizer 1-like. The transcript has 3 exons. Lineage: Eukaryota; Metazoa; Chordata; Actinopteri; Salmoniformes; Salmonidae. Gene Ontology annotation, molecular function: superoxide-generating NADPH oxidase activator activity; protein binding. Gene Ontology annotation, biological process: superoxide anion generation. Bases 1 to 438 code for a protein of 145 amino acids. The record is from RefSeq and is a predicted model, not a curated record.
AUGAUGCUGCCAUCGAAGGAGGGGGUGGGGAACAUGAGCGGGCAGCGUCUGAGCAUGGGCAAUAGGACACACGCCUUUGUUAGCCAGUCUUACCGCUGUGUGGGGCCCUACAACACCAAGGACACUAAGAACAGGCCCUUUAAAGUGGCCUUGGAUGAGAGGCUGGACGUGCUCAUCAAAGACCCGGCAGGCUGGUGGCUGGUGGAGAACGAGGAUAAACAGUUGGCCUGGUUCCCUGCUCCCUACCUGGAGAUGUGUGAGGCAGAGGAGGAUGAAGAUGAAAUGAAUGGAAUUCCCUUGGGGGGAACUCUCUACUGUGCUGUGAGGAGUUACUCCACUAACAAUAAUGACGAGGUGCCUGUUCCUAUUGGCUCUGUGGUAGAGGUGCUGAGGAAAUCAGAUGACGGAUGGUGGUUCAUCGGGUAUGUCAACAUGUAA